Molecule: messenger RNA, 1500 nt
Organism: Penicillium macrosclerotiorum
Lineage: Eukaryota; Fungi; Ascomycota; Eurotiomycetes; Eurotiales; Aspergillaceae
Exons: 1
Coding region: 1-1500 (499 amino acids)
Biological process (GO): mycotoxin biosynthetic process
Molecular function (GO): acetyltransferase activity
Source: RefSeq, a predicted model, not a curated record
AUGGCUUCUCACAAGGAAUUCGAUUGGAAGGAUGGCGACAAUGGACGGUUGGAGCGCAACAUUGACGAAGCGGAGCAAUUCUACACAACGCUCGCAAGAAGGUUUGAAGGAACCGGCAGGAUAUUCUUCGCCAUGACUGCCCAUGUAUCCUUUUCCGUCCCUCGAACAACCCACUCUCUCGCCCCGAUCAAUGCUCUCAAAAAUGCAUGGCUCCAAGUUCGCUAUGAUCACCCAACCAUUGCCUCAUGGGUAGAGUUUGACUCGAAGAGCAGCAAGUGCAAGAAGAUCUACGAGCCUAUCACGGAUAUACAUGACCAGCGUUGCGCAGAGUGGCUUGAUAAAACGUUUCAAAUCAUCUCCAAUGGGCAAACUGGACAGGAAUGGUGCAAUUCUGAUCCCCCCGUGCCCAAGCUACCGACGCUCUUCCUCAUUACACGACCGAGCUCAUCAGAUACCUACACAGCUGACGUUGUGCUUCGGUCGCAGCAUGACGUUGUCGACGGUAUUGGCUCUCUCCAUUUGCUCAAUAAUCUCUUCCACCACGCAUCUCUUUUUCUAGAUCAACCGGACCGGCAGUUGCCCAAUUUCGGCGAUGAAGCGAAGAAUUUGAGCCCUCCGCUACGAGUGGCCGCAUCUAUCCCAGAUACUUUGCAACCCGUCCAACAGACCCGACUUGACGAGAUCUACGAGAAAAACAGUCUGCUUCGUGGAGAUAGCGAGAUUGCGGAGUUACCUUUCCGACGUGGACCGAAGACACCUCAGCGCCAUCAGCGAGUUGAACUUAACAUGAGCUUAAAGGAGUCUGAAGAUAUCCUGAAUGCAAUCAAGUCAAUCGGAGUGAGCGUGACACACGUUUACCACGCUGCUAUCGCUCUCACUCUGAGGAAGCUCCAGGAGCGUACCUCUGGGGAACGAAAGGUUCGCUAUAUCAACUACGCCCUGAUCAACGAACGACCCCUCUGCAGGCAUCCUUACAACACUUCAAAGCAUCCUGCGGCGGUGUAUCACUCUGUCUCUGGACUCAGUCUUGUGAUUGAUUUGGACGUCCCGUCUAGCACAACCGAACAGGGUACGGCCUCUAGCAAUCUUACAAAACAGCAAUUCCUUCACGUGGUCGAAGAUGUGUCCAGGUAUUACACCACGAUCCGUGAUGAUAAAGAGCAUAUCGCAUUAGCCCCAUCCUACUGGUCCAAAGCUACUCCUCCGUAUCCUGUGGGUGACAAUCCCCCGCCAGUUCCGCAACCAAACGAGCAGCCAUCUGUAUCCAUAUCUAGUUUGGGCGUGAUCGAUAAAAUAAUAUCGCCUAAACACGGCGAGUUCGAAUUGGAGAGCCCAUGGGUGACUGGGGAGGAGUUAGGAACUGGUCUUGGUCUUUUUCUGGGUACUUUCCGAGGAUCUAUGUGUCUGAGUGCCGCUUACAAUGAUGCUUGGCAUGAUGAAUCUAAGGUUUCAAAGUUUCUGCAGGAUUGUAAUGAUCUUGUGGUUCAUUAUCUACUCUGA